Messenger RNA from Macadamia integrifolia, 1679 nucleotides. Its product is annotated as probable magnesium transporter NIPA6. Lineage: Eukaryota; Viridiplantae; Streptophyta; Magnoliopsida; Proteales; Proteaceae. Gene Ontology annotation, cellular component: membrane. The record is from RefSeq and is a predicted model, not a curated record. The transcript is spliced from 6 exons. The coding region runs from base 197 to 949 and encodes 250 amino acids. Gene Ontology annotation, biological process: magnesium ion transport. Gene Ontology annotation, molecular function: magnesium ion transmembrane transporter activity.
UUAAUGAUUUGUUCACAUCAAAGAAAGAGAGAUAGCUGAGAUCUCUACGAGGUUACCCUUUUUCGGUCUAAGACGUCUUGUGAAAAUCUCAAUUCUAGGGUUUCAAAUCUUCUUUUUCUCUAUUGGGUUCCAAAAGUUUCUCUCUGUUCUUGAAUUCAUUUCUGAGUAGAUGAGAUUUCUGCCGAACAGAUGAGCGAUGGCAAUGUCGUCGGGGGCUGUUUAUGUUGGAACUACUGUUUCAUCUGAUAAUUUAAAAGGGUUUAUUCUUGCGGUCGUCUCUAGUGCUUUUAUUGGAUCGAGCUUUAUCAUUAAGAAGAAGGGUUUGAAGCGGGCUGGUGCUUCGGGUCCUCGUGCCAGUUCUGGAGGGUACGGUUACUUGUUAGAGCCGCUUUGGUGGGUGGGCAUGGUAACUAUGAUUGUUGGAGAGAUCGCUAACUUUAUAGCUUACAUUUUUGCUCCUGCUGUUCUUGUUACACCACUAGGAGCGUUGAGUAUAAUUGUUAGUGCUGUGCUAGCAAAUUUCUUAUUGAAGGAAAAGCUGACGAAGAUGGGGAUUCUAGGGUGUGUUCUUUGCAUGGUGGGUUCCACAGUGAUUGUUCUUCAUGCGCCUGAUGAGCGCACUCUGACUUCGGUACAAGAAAUAUGGAAUUUGGCAACCCAACCUGCAUUUCUUUUGUAUACUGCAUCGGCGAUAGCUGUUGUGUUGGUACUGAUGCUGCAUUGCACUCCACGUUAUGGGCAGACUAAUAUGAUGGUUUACAUCGGGAUAUGCUCCAUAAUUGGGUCUUUGACAGUAAUGAGCAUUAAAGCUAUAGGCAUUGCAAUAAAACUCACAUUGGAGGGUAAUAACCAGGUCACAUACUUCCAGACAUGGGUAUUUGCAAUGGUUUCAAUAACGUGUAUUGUAAUUCAGCUAAAUUAUCUAAACAUGGUCAGUACUUCAUCUUAGCCUUGUUGCAGAUUUGGUACCCAUAUCUUCAUUCAUUGUUUAUGAAAGCAUGACAUGCUUUUUUCUUGGAAAGCUUUAAAGAGAUUCUGUUUAAUACUUAAAUCCGUUGAAGAACAUGUCAGUUUUUAAUGCUCAGUUUAUAUGUUAAUGAUGUACAUUAAUCUGUUAGCAUGGCAAAAACAGGGUAAAGUAUUUUGGAUGGAAUCUUCUGAAUAAUAAGAAACAUUGCAUUUUCUUUCCAAACAAAGUGGAAUGGCAGAACAGGAUUCAUAUGGCCAACAACAUGUAGUUGGGAUAAAGGCUGAGAGACUUAGUUUUAUAUUUUAUGCAUCUUUGUUCAAAUGAGAAUAUGAGUUAAAAUUGGACCCCGCUGUAACUUAGGCAGGAAUUUUAAAUUUUGUAGACAUGUUGUCCGCAAACCCAUCUACUCUUGCCCUGGAUUAGAUUGGUUGCAAGCACCUUUUUGAACGGUUUAAACAGUUUGGUUUCAAUGGAUGAAAUAAUAAAAAGAGGAGGAAACUUCAAUGCAAACUGGGUAUAUGAUUGAUGUAGACUCAAAACUUGUCAUGAGAUGCCAUCCAACUGUUAGAUACUUAGAUGGAGAGAUCAUUAUUCCUCAGAAGAAGUGGGGGUACUACACGGAAGUUUAUGGGAGUUGAUGCAAAUCCAUGAAAGUGAUUGAGUUUUGUAUGUAUGUACAGGAAAUUCUUAAACCCACCCAACCCACCCC